AGACCCGAAACUAAACUAUCAGGUUUGAGAUAAUUCUGUUUUGGCGAAAAGGAGAAACAAAAAAACAUAACAAUAAUACUGUGAUACGGGUACUCUUAUGAAUAUUUAUAUUCCGCAUCUACAAGCGAAUGACAGAAAAAAAUUUGAGUUUUUUAAUCCAAACUUCGUGGCAUACCCAUCUACCUACCACAGCUGAUAAAAACAAGCCACAUCUGUGCAAAUGGUCGAGGCAUCUGCCUAAUUAAACAAAUUUUUCGACGCGAAAAACGCUCAGCCGUUCCGCUGAUUUAUGAUAUGCAGCACUUCCGUUUGGGCCGCGAAUUCUCUAAAUCGUAUAAAAGUACAGGAGCCAUGGCCAUAAGACAUUAUUCGAUUUGUCUAGCCCCAAGCAAACAGAUCUUCCAAAAUGAAAUUCCUCAUCUUGUCUUUGGCUCUGGUUGGCUGCGUCGCCGCCGAGUCCGGCUACAACUACGCUGCUCCUGCUCCGGCUCCUGCUCCAGUGAGGUCCUACUCGGCUCCCCGUCCAGCUGCCUCUGCUCCCGCUCCUGUUAGGACCUAUGUGCCCCCAGCACCAGCUCCAGCUGCCUCUGCCCCGGCUCCCGUGAGGACCUACGUGCCCCCAGCACCUGCUGCCUCUGCCCCGGUUCAGUCCUUCGCUCCUGCUCCCGCUCCAGUCGCUGCUCCCGCUCCCGCUCCAGUCUUCCAGCCUGCUGCCUCCGCCCCGGCUCCAGUGAGGACCUAUGUGCCCCCAGCUCCUGCUGCGUCUGCUCCCGUCCAGUCUUUCGCUCCUGCUCCAGUAGCCGCCCCCGCUCCAGCUCCCGUCUUCCACGCUGCCGAGUCCGCUCCUGCUCCCGCUAGGACCUAUGUGCCUCCUGCUCCAGUGCGCCACCAAGUUGCCGCCUCUGCUCCCGUCCAGAGCUUCGCCGCUCCCGUCCCAGCUCCCGCUCCAGUCCAGUCCUUUGCCCCUGCCCCAGCUCCCGCCUUCGAGGCUUCCGGCCCGGCUUUCGAGGCUGCCGCUUCCGCCCCAGCUCCCGCCCGCUCCGGAUACGACUACAGCCAGCCCGCCGCCAGCAACCAGGGCUACAAGUACAAGACCGUCCGUCGCCGUGUCUACAAGCACCGUGCUUAAAGAUGGAAUUUGAUAAUACGACCUCAAUAAAAUCGCAAUGAAAAUAUACAAAAAACUAGCCUUAUCAUCUAAAAGCAAGAAAUGCAAUAAUAGACAAGAAUUUGGUCAAAAACCAUAUUAGGCAUGCAAAGAAUGAGAAGUGCAAUAACCUUAAAUCAUAUUUGAUGAUUACUAAUUCUGUUUAGAUAUUUUUAAAUGAGCAACAUGACUUCAUCUUUUAUUAAGUUUCAAAUAACCAGAUGCCGUUAGCCGAAAACAAUACAAAUCAAUUAUUUCCAUAUCAUAUUUCCUUCUUCCUAGAUCUCGAAGCCAUUAAUUGUACAAAUUGGGUAACAAAUAAUUAUUUUUGGUUUUUUGAGUGUACAUUUUUAUAAACUAAUUAAAAUAAUAUAAACAUUAUUUGAAAUAUGCAAAACCAAAUGAAUAAAUAUGUUUUUUAAAUGAUUCACAGGUCUUAAUUUUUAAUGAAUAGGACUUUAGUACGAUUUUGACAUGACGUUUUAUGUGAAACUAUUAAGAUAAUAAAUUAUUUAUGUUUAAGAUAAAAAUAACUGAAAUUAUGUAUCAUUGAAUUAUAUAAUUUUUUAAAAAUAAAAAAUAAAACUAAUCAU
This is a messenger RNA of Drosophila ananassae, 1740 nucleotides long. Its product is annotated as skin secretory protein xP2. The coding region runs from base 407 to 1129 and encodes 240 amino acids. NCBI's taxonomy places the organism in Eukaryota, Metazoa, Arthropoda, Insecta, Diptera, Drosophilidae. The record is from RefSeq and is a predicted model, not a curated record. The transcript is spliced from 2 exons.